AGAGUCGAGGUUUGGGCUCUAGGUCCUGAAGGGCUUUUUUGCUACCCGUAUUUUCAUUUUUUUGCGCCAUCAAGUUGUAUCACUUAGGAGGCUGUUGAAGUUUCUCCAUUCGUGCGAAAGAGGGCUAAGCCCCACCUCUCAUCUAGCUUUGUGCACGUAGCUCCUCAGUUACCAUCUUGAGCAACCCUUUCUUUCUUUUGUGGGGCUGGUCAAGUCUACAAGGCAAAUUGCGUGGAAGGCACUUUUCUCACCUUCACGGGCUCCGUAUAAGUUCCCGCUGAUCUCAUUUAUUCCAUCCCGGCGCUCCCACCUCUCACGUAGCUUCAGGAAGGGCGGGACAGGAGAGGGAGAGCUGGCCUUGACACUCGAGCCCUCAGGAGGAUUUAGAGGAACGAGGGAGCUUUGGCCUUUCAGCCAGGAGAAUAACGCUGGCUUCCCCAGAGCCAUACUCGAGGUGCGAGGGACCCCGGCCCUUCCCGUCGGGAAAACGAGGGAGUAGAAGUCAAGGAGCGUCUAGCUGGGUUGAGGCCAACUACGAUGUGAGCAACUUUCCCUCAGCCGCGGGGUCCAGGGCGCGUCAACCACUCGGCGCAGCGCUGCGCGGAACUGGCUGCCGGCGCUCACAAUGCGGGUUCGCACCCUCGGGGCGGGAGCCUGCGCGUUGCCAUGACAGCGGCACGCGAGGCGCGCACCCGGGGGCCCGCCACCCCCAGGAGCGCGCAGCCUCCCCCCGCCCCGACCCCCCCCUCCGGGUUGCAGAGCGCACCCCCCGCCCCCGGCUGUGGGAAGGGGCCGGGCCAGCCGCCUGACGUCUGUGUGGGGCUCGGAAGAUGGCUGCGGCGGCGGCGGCGGCGGGCGGGGGCUCCGCCUUGAGCGUGGGGCGCUGAGUUGAGAGGCGCGGAGGCUGCUAGGGCGCUAGGGGGGCUUAGGGGGCAGCUCGGCGACGCCUCCCCGCCACCCGCCGCAACAUGGGCAGCGCGGAGGACGCAGUCAAAGAGAAACUGCUGUGGAACGUGAAAAAGGAGGUGAAGCAAAUCAUGGAGGAGGCUGUCACCAGGAAGUUUGUGCAUGAGGAUAGCAGCCACAUCAUUGCUCUGUGUGGUGCAGUGGAGGCUUGCCUCCUACAUCAGCUGAGACGCCGUGCUGCGGGCUUCCUGCGCAGUGACAAGAUGGCGGCCCUGUUCACCAAGGUGGGAAAGACAUGCCCAGUGGCUGGGGAGAUUUGCCACAAGGUACAGGAGCUGCAGCAGCAAGUAGAGGGCAGGAAACCCUUAGCAGGCAACCAGGAUGCCCUGCGGAGACAGGGCUCUGCCAGCGGGAAGGGCCCAGCUCUCAGCCUACAGGCCUUAAAGCACAUAUGGGUGCGCACAGCGCUCAUCGAGAAAGUGUUGGACAGGGUCAUGCAGUACCUGGUGGAGAACUGCAGCAAGUACUACGAGAAGGAGGCUUUACUGGCAGAUCCUGUGUUUGGCCCCAUCUUGGCCUCUCUUCUAGUGGGACCCUGUGCCUUGGAGUACACCAAGCUCAAGACAGCUGAUCACUACUGGACUGACCCCUCUGCUGAUGAGCUGGUCCAGAGGCACCGUAUCCGGGGUCCCCCCAGUCGCCAGGACUCCCCUGCAAAGCGCCCAGCCCUAGGAAUUCGGAAGCGGCAUUCAAGUGGCAGUGCGUCAGAAGACAGGCUGGCUGCCUGCGCCCGUGAGUAUGUGGAGUCCCUGCACCAGAAUUCCAGGACACGCCUGCUCUAUGGCAAGAACAACGUGCUGGUGCAGCCGAAGGAGGACAUGGAGGCUGUCCCUGGCUACCUCUCCCUGCACCAGUCUGCAGAGAGCCUAACUCUGAAGUGGACCCCCAACCAGCUCAUGAACGGGACUCUGGGGGACUCCGAGUUGGAGAAAAGCGUUUACUGGGACUAUGCCCUGGUUGUCCCCCUCAGUCAGAUCGUCUGCAUCCACUGCCACCAGCAAAAGAGUGGCGGCACGCUCGUGCUGGUGAGCCAGGAUGGCAUCCAGAGGCCACCGCUGCACUUCCCACAGGGAGGACACCUGCUGUCCUUUCUGUCCUGCCUGGAGAAUGGGCUGCUGCCCCGAGGCCAGCUAGAGCCCCCACUCUGGACGCAGCAGGGGAAGGGGAAAGUGUUCCCCAAGCUACGGAAACGCAGCAGCAUACGGACCGUGGAUGUGGAGGAGAUGGGCACCGGGUGGGCCACAGACUACGUGUUCCGGAUCAUUUACCCCGGCCACAGGCACGAGCACAUCACUAUUAACUACCACCACCUAGCGGCCAGCCGCGCGGCCUCGGUGGACGAUGAUGAGGAAGAGGAGGAUAAACUGCACGCGAUGCUCUCAAUGAUCUGCUCGCGGAACCUCACAGCUCCCAAUCCGAUGAAAGAUGCUGGUGACAUGAUCGAAAUGCAGGGCUUUGGGCCCAGCCUGCCAGCCUGGCACCUGGAGUCCCUGUGCAGCCAGGGCUCCUCCUGCCUCUUCUGCUCUACCCGCAGCUCCCCAUAUGCCACCCCCAGCCGCUGCAGCUGUGUCCCCGACCGGUUGCCCCUCAGGUUGCUGUGUGAGAGCAUGAAGAGGCAGAUUGUGUCCCGGGCCUUCUAUGGCUGGCUGGCCUACUGCCGCCACCUGUCCACUGUGCGGACCCAUCUGUCAGCACUGGUGCGUCACCACAUCAUCCCUCCUGCCCGGCCCCCGGGGGCCUCAGGGGGCCUCACCAAGGACGUGUGGAGCAAGUAUCAGAAGGACGAAAAGAACUACAAGGAGUUGGAGCUGCUACGGCAAGUUUACUAUGGAGGCGUGGAGCAUGAGAUCCGUAAGGACGUCUGGCCCUUUCUGCUUGGCCACUACAAGUUUGGCAUGAGCAAGAAAGAGAUGGAGCAGGCGGACUCGGCAGUGGCAGCAAGGUACAAGCGGGUGCUGGCGGAGUGGAAGGCCUGCGAGGCGGUGGUGAGGCAGCGGGAGCGGGAGGCUCAGCCGGCCCCAUUCACCAAGUUCUCCUCGGGCAGCAGCAUCGACAGCCAUGUGCAGCGCCUCGUCCACCGAGAUUCCACCAUCAGCAAUGACGUAUUUAUCUCUGUGGAUGACCUGGAGCCCCCAGAGCCCCCGGGCACUGAAGAUUGCAGACCCGAGCCUGAGCAGGAGCUGGGAGCGGGGCCCCCGGGCACCGCCGUGGCGGGACGGCAGCAGUCCGUGGAGUUUGACUCCCCCGACUCGGGACUGCCGUCCUCUCGAAAUUACUCCGUGACCUCGGGCAUCCAGUCGAGCAUAGAUGAGGGGCAGAGCAUGGGCUUCGAGGAGGAGGAUGGCGGUGGGGAGGAAGGCUCCAGCGGGCUGGUCCCAGCGGCUGGCGCUUUCUCCGAGCCCCGGGACGCCAGCCCACACAAGGCCUCGCGGGCCAGCGAACUGGAGGCAGGGGCCGAGCUGGUGGCCAUGUGCACUGCUGCCUACACCAUAGAAUUACUGGAUACUAUGGCCUUAAAUCUGCACCGCAUAGACAAGGAUGUGCAGCGCUGUGACCGCAAUUACUGGUACUUCACGCCCCCCAACCUCGAGAGGCUCAGAGACAUCAUGUGCAGCUACGUGUGGGAGCACCUGGACGUGGGUUAUGUGCAGGGCAUGUGCGACCUGCUGGCACCUCUCCUGGUCAUCCUAGACAACGAUCAGCUGGCCUACAGCUGUUUCAGCCACCUCAUGAAGAGGAUGAGCCAGAACUUCCCCAAUGGGGGCGCCAUGGACACCCACUUUGCCAACAUGCGCUCCCUCAUCCAGAUCCUGGACUCAGAGCUGUUCGAGCUGAUGCAUCAGAAUGGAGACUACACCCACUUUUACUUCUGUUACCGUUGGUUCUUGCUGGAUUUUAAAAGAGAGCUGCUCUAUGAGGAUGUGUUUGCCGUGUGGGAGGUGAUCUGGGCGGCCCGGCACAUCUCGUCAGAGCACUUUGUCCUGUUCAUCGCCCUGGCCCUGGUGGAGGCCUACCGUGAGAUUAUCCGGGACAACAACAUGGACUUCACCGAUAUCAUCAAGUUCUUCAACGAACGGGCUGAGCAUCACGAUGCCCAGGAGAUCCUGCAGAUUGCCCGGGAGCUCGUCCACAAGGUGCAGAUGCUCAUAGAAAACAAGUGAGGGCUGCGGCCGGGAAGCAGCGGCCAACUAGGGCCUGGGCUCCGGUCCCCCGGGCUGCACAGGGAGAGGUGCAGGGCAGCACUGCUGAGACUGCCCGACCCCCAGCCGGCCCCGCCUGCCCACCUGAGUUCCUAAAAAAGUGCUUGUGAGCCUGGGAUCCGACUCCGGGCAGUGCUGGCCCUGCGAAGGGGGCAAGUCAGGGGCCUGGAUGCCUCAGGCCGGGGAGGGGCAGGGAGGGGGCGGGUUGGCCUCAGGGAGCGGCUGCCUUGGGGGACACCUACUCUGCUCCCGUCUCCAACACCUGGGGAUAGCCCCCCUGUCGCCUGCAGCCUCGGCCUCUCCUAGGAGAGCUAACAGGGCUGGAGCUGCCUGGCCCCAGCCGGCGCGGGUCGUGUGGGCCAAGGGACCCUGUGCUGUACCUCUUCUUCGAGUCCCUUGGCAGGCGGCGUGCCUGUGCCCAGCGCAGCCCCCGUGGGGGCAGCCAGAACGGGUGCAGCAGCAGCGGCGCUGCCACGGCCUCUGGCCCCCGCGGUGAGCCUGGCCCGGCCUGCCCAGGGCGCCCACGUGCACCUGCCCGGGUCCCCUCUCACCGCCUGGCUCUCGCUUUACGCAUUAGUCCCUUUCCUGACAACUGUGUAAGUGACGCUUUUGCCCGCCGGGUGAUCUGGAAUGCGGUGGGGGCAUUUCCCUCUGCAGAGGAAUCCCAGGGUGGCUGGCUCUUAAGGGGGGAAAUCCUCUCAUAGCCUCCUCUCAAGGACAGGCCCGGCGCCCAUCUCAGGCACCUGCUGAGUCCCUGGGUCUAGGAACAGGGGAGGAUGCCUGGGUCUCCCUUGUUUGUCCCUGGUGAGAAGCAAGGCUAGCUCUGCCGGCUGCGUGCUGCUGAGGGUGCGGAGAGGCCGCGAGACCCGGAAGUGCCCUUGGAGGAGCCUCACCCAGGGGUGCUGGGAAGGGCCUAGCUCCUAGGCACGCUGCUUGCUCUGCCGUCCCCACGUCCCCUCCACCCCUAAACACUUGAGGCUAGGGCUUUGUCCUGGGGCGAGGAGGCCACUCUGCCACAGGGGCCAGGGCCUGUCCAGCAGUCCCUUCGGUCUAGAGACUUCCUGCAUUUGAGAAGCAGGGAAAGGGCCCCGCGGCCCUUCUGCAUCCGGCACAGUCUCCCCAGCCCACCCCUGUCCUGGGCACUGCACAGCCGGUCUGGGGGCCAGCCGCCCCAUUGCCUACCCCUGUUGUCGGUGAGUCCUUGGCUGCCACCAAGCAUGGCGGCCAUUGUGUGCCUGCCUUAGUGAUUCAGUGGUUUUGUGAGAAGCAGAGUGUGUAUGUCUUUUGGCUCAGAAACUGUACUCUUCAGUGUUAACAGACCAAUAAACCCAGCAUUUGGCAAUG
Molecule: messenger RNA, 5510 nt
Organism: Mirounga angustirostris (Northern elephant seal)
Lineage: Eukaryota; Metazoa; Chordata; Mammalia; Carnivora; Phocidae
Gene: SGSM2
Product: small G protein signaling modulator 2
Exons: 24
Coding region: 969-4127 (1052 amino acids)
Biological process (GO): activation of GTPase activity
Molecular function (GO): GTPase activator activity
Source: RefSeq, a predicted model, not a curated record